Molecule: messenger RNA, 1613 nt
Organism: Phialemonium atrogriseum
Lineage: Eukaryota; Fungi; Ascomycota; Sordariomycetes; Cephalothecales; Cephalothecaceae
Product: NADP-dependent oxidoreductase domain-containing protein
Exons: 1
Coding region: 265-1245 (326 amino acids)
Molecular function (GO): oxidoreductase activity
Source: RefSeq, a predicted model, not a curated record
GUGUUCCAGGCUAUCCACACCUGAAUACUCCAUGCUAGGACGAACGAUGGCGGAAUGGGUUGGUUUCCUUAAGUCCGUCGUCCAGUCUACAAAUAAAAUAGAUAACCCGGGGGGGAGGGAGCCUUAAGGGCCUCUUGUCAUCGGGUUCUCUCAUCUUCCAAUUCCAAUACAAAACGUUCAUUUACUCGGUCUUCGCCCCCGUCCCUCCUUCUUGUAACCAAUAUCCCGUACGUCUAGUUCAAUUGACCCCUCCGUCCCGUCCAAAUGCCGCGCCAAUCGCCGACCCCCCUCGUGUUCGGCACCACGUCGGUGCACAGCAAAGGCUCCUUCAAGACUCCCGAAGCCAUUGCCUCGCUCUUCUCGGUCCUCCGCCAAUCGGGCAUCACCACCAUCGACACGGCCCAGCUGUACGGCGACAGCGAGGCCACCCUCGGCGGCGCGGGGGUCGCCGCCCAAGGGUUCACCCUCGACACCAAGGCCCCCGGCGGCUUCAUCCCGGGGUCGUUUGAGCCGACCAAGCUCGCGGCCGACGCCCACCGCAGCGUCAAACUUCUGGGGGUCGACAAGCUCGACGUCUUCUACCUGCACGGGCCCGACCCGGCGUACCCGCUCGAGCAGACCCUCUCGGUCGCCAACUCGCUGCACGCCGAGGGCCUGUUCGCGCGCCUCGGCAUGAGCAACUUCUCCGCCGCCGAGGUCGAGGCCGCGCACGACAUCUGCGCCGCGAAGGGCUGGGUGCGCCCAACCGUCUUCCAGGGCAACUACAGCGCCUUCGCGCGCCGCGCCGAGGCCGAGCUGCUGCCCACGCUGCGCCGCCUCGGCAUCGCCCUGUACGCCUACUCGCCCCUCGCCGGCGGCUUCCUGGCCCGCCGCAACGCCGACGAGCUGUUCGGCGAGGCCGGCGGCCGGUUCGCCCGCGCCGGCGGCAGGAGCCUGCCGCUGUACCAGGGCCUGUACAGCGAGAAGCCCAAGCUCGUGGCCGCGCUGCAGGCGUGGGCGCGCAUCGCAGACGAGUCCGGCUGCGAGUCCCCCGCCGAGCUGGGCUACCGGUGGAUCGCGUGGAACAGCGCCCUCGACCCGGAGCUGGGCGACAAGGUCACCAUUGGGGCCAGCCGGGUCGAGCAGGUGUCCCAGGUUGUGGGCUGGCUUGCCAAGGGGCCUAUGAGUGAGGAUGUUGUCAAGGCGAUUGACGCGCUGUGGGAGGAUAUCAAGGAUGAGUCGCCGUUGGACAACUGGCACAAGUGAGCUGUCCUUCCGAUAUAGUUGGGAAGGUUUGUUGAGGCGGGAACAAAGCUUUUUGUUUUUUGGUUAGGGGGCUUGAUGAUCACAUCAACAUGGAAAGACUUGACAGGCGCCCUUUAUUAGGUAUAUUCACCGGGAAUCCUCCUUCAGUAGAAAUCUUUCCUCAACUACUGCGAUAGGGAUAAGGGCCAGGGCCUAUUCACUAGCAUACCCGAAGCAAGUGAAGUGAAAGUGAUGGAAGACAGCGAUAAGGCAAUCUACCUAUCUAUAUAUACAUCUGUAUCUAGACGCGUCUUCCGACGUGCAACCAUGCCGGGAUUCUACCACCCUUCCUCUACAAAUUAUUCUCUACGCGUGAGGAGAUUUUAACG